AAGAAAAAGAAAAGAAGUGAUUGAGAUAAGGAAGUAAAGCAAAAAAAAAAGUAAAGUAAUAAUAAUAUAACUUUUUUUCGAGGAUAAUAACGCAAAACAAAACGGAAUAAAACGUGGAGCGAUAUUCUCGUAACUGUUGUUGUAUUACUUUUGCUUCUGUGGGGAGAAUAAUAAAAGAACUUUAUUAUUAUCAACAUCCUCCCUAUCGGAUCGACGGCAUCGUGGCGUUUGUUGUUGUUGUUGUUGUGAAUAGCAGCUGGCAUCGACACCAUCCAAGCAUCUAAGUUUCUAACAUUUACCUGUAUUGUAUUAACACGAGUGUUUGGCAGACGCCAGUAUGGAUUCAUUCCUCUACUUGCUACUUAUUCUCUUUAUCAGUUUUAAAGACAGCUUACAAGGAUACCAUGAAAAAAGACUUCUUAAUCACCUUUUGAACACAUACAACUCUCUCGAGCGCCCAGUUUCUAACGAGUCAGAGUCACUAGAAGUGAAAUUUGGCUUGACUCUGCAACAAAUAAUAGAUGUGGACGAGAAGAAUCAACUACUUAUCACCAAUAUUUGGUUAUCUUUGGAAUGGAACGACUACAACUUGCAAUGGAAUAAAUCGGAAUACCCGGGAGUGAAGGAUUUAAGGAUAACACCAAAUAAAUUAUGGAAGCCGGAUGUUCUCAUGUACAACAGUGCGGACGAGGGAUUCGACGGCACAUAUCAUACAAAUGUCGUGGUCAAAAAUGACGGCGGUUGUCUGUACGUGCCCCCUGGUAUCUUCAAAAGCACAUGCAAGAUAGACAUCACGUGGUUCCCCUUCGAUGAUCAAAACUGCGAAAUGAAAUUUGGCAGUUGGACGUAUGAUGGAAAUCAGCUCGAUUUGGUCCUAAACUCUGAAUCGGGUGGUGAUUUGUCUGAUUUUAUUACAAAUGGUGAAUGGUAUUUAUUGGGUAUGCCUGGUAAGAAAAAUGUGAUGAAUUACGCGUGCUGUCCCGAACCUUAUGUGGAUGUGACAUUCACAAUACAAAUAAGACGGCGUACGUUAUAUUAUUUUUUUAAUUUAAUUGUGCCAUGUGUGCUGAUAUCAUCGAUGGCACUAUUGGGUUUCACACUACCACCGGACUCUGGUGAAAAAUUAACAUUAGGAGUGACAAUUCUUCUCUCGCUAACCGUUUUCCUCAACUUAGUGGCAGAGACAUUACCUCAAGUAUCAGAUGCGAUCCCUCUGUUAGGUACAUAUUUUAAUUGUAUCAUGUUUAUGGUGGCAUCAUCCGUAGUAUUAACUGUAGUUGUAUUAAAUUAUCAUCAUAGAUCGGCGGACAUUCACGAAAUGCCAAAUUGGAUACGAUCCGUAUUCCUAAUGUGGCUACCGUGGAUUUUGCGUAUGCAUCGUCCCGGUAAAAAAAUAACGCGUAAAACAAUAUUAUUAAGUAACAAAAUGAAAGAAUUAGAAUUAAAAGAGCGAUCAUCCAAGUCGCUAUUAGCUAAUGUAUUAGAUAUUGAUGACGAUUUUAGACAUUCAACUAAUUUAGGGGGAUCUACAACGGCAAUUGGGACGGCCGGUUAUGGGUUUAAUAGGCCAAUAAGCGUAGAAGAGCAUUCGUUAUCGGGAUGCACACACAAGGAUUUACAUUUAAUAUUAAAGGAAUUGCAAUUUAUAACGCAGCGCAUGAAAAAAGCGGAUGAUGAUGCAGAUCUAAUUAGUGAUUGGAAAUUCGCUGCAAUGGUUGUCGAUAGAUUUUGCUUAAUAGUGUUUACGUUGUUCACCAUAAUUGCAACAGUUGCCGUUCUGCUAUCAGCACCACACAUAAUAGUAUAA
This is a messenger RNA of Culicoides brevitarsis, 1807 nucleotides long. RefSeq names its product neuronal acetylcholine receptor subunit alpha-7-like. The record is from RefSeq and is a predicted model, not a curated record. Gene Ontology annotation, cellular component: synapse; postsynaptic membrane; plasma membrane. Gene Ontology annotation, molecular function: acetylcholine-gated monoatomic cation-selective channel activity; transmembrane signaling receptor activity. Gene Ontology annotation, biological process: monoatomic ion transmembrane transport; regulation of membrane potential; nervous system process. Lineage: Eukaryota; Metazoa; Arthropoda; Insecta; Diptera; Ceratopogonidae. The coding region runs from base 338 to 1807 and encodes 489 amino acids. The transcript is spliced from 12 exons.